AUGUCAGCCACAAGACGUCUACAGAAGGAACUCGGAGAUCUGAAAGGUUGCGGAGUGCGAGCAUACGAAAAUGUUGAAUGCGAAGAAACAAAUCUCCUGAAGUGGACAGUUCUCCUGCUCCCGGAUAAGGAACCAUACAACAAGGGCGCUUUCAAAGUUGGCAUCACUUUCCCCGUCGACUAUCCUUUCAAGCCACCAAAGGUCGCCUUUGAGACAAAAAUCUACCAUCCAAACGUUGAUGAGGAGGGAAAGUUCUGUCUCCCAAUCGUGACAACAGAGAACUGGAAGCCGGCUACAAAAACUGAGCAAGUCAUGAUGGCGCUGCUCUCACUGAUCAAUGAGCCUGAGCCAAACCACCCCAUCCGCGCUGACGUUGCCGAAGAGUUCCAGAAGGAUCACAAGAAGUUCAUGAAGACUGCCGAAGAGCACACGCGAAAGAAUGCUGAAAAAAGACCGGAAUAG
This is a messenger RNA of Caenorhabditis briggsae, 462 nucleotides long. It is a transcript of the gene Cbr-ubc-18, whose product is annotated as Protein CBR-UBC-18. Bases 1 to 462 code for a protein of 153 amino acids. The transcript is spliced from 4 exons. The record is from RefSeq and is a predicted model, not a curated record. NCBI's taxonomy places the organism in Eukaryota, Metazoa, Nematoda, Chromadorea, Rhabditida, Rhabditidae.